Molecule: messenger RNA, 357 nt
Organism: Theileria parva strain Muguga
Lineage: Eukaryota; Apicomplexa; Aconoidasida; Piroplasmida; Theileriidae
Product: putative integral membrane protein
Exons: 2
Coding region: 136-357 (73 amino acids)
Source: RefSeq, a predicted model, not a curated record
AAAUUUUUAUAAAAUGGUGGUUUAUUUUAUUUUUCCUUCCACACAUAAGCUACAUCUCACUAUAAAUUGUAUUUAAUAAUUCUUAUGUUUAUAUAUCUUAUUGAGGUUAAAAUAACGAGGUGUUUGGACUGAUAUAUGGAAGGUGGAGAAGAAAAUCAAGAUGAGAAAAUUCCUCGAGAUUGUACAUUUUGUAGAGUGACAGGAACUUGUUUCCUCUCAGGAUUAUCAGUAUAUUCAUUUAUAUGUGCAAAAAAGGCACAACCUAAAUCUUUCCAUAAAGCUUUUUGUGUAUUAUUCGGUACAUCUUCCCUAAUUCUAGGUGUUUGUAGAGCAUUUAACAUGGGAUUCUUUAAGUGA